Molecule: messenger RNA, 1131 nt
Organism: Adineta steineri
Lineage: Eukaryota; Metazoa; Rotifera; Eurotatoria; Adinetida; Adinetidae
Source: the annotation of a GenBank genome assembly
AUGUUUUCAAAUUCAUCAACUAGUAUUCUUAUAAAAUUUACUGAACAUUAUGCAUUAAUUCAUGGAAGAAUUGUAUUUCCAUUAACAAUAUUGGGUAUAUUAUCAAGUAUAGUAACAAUAAUUGUACUUAAUAGAAAACAUUUUCAAACUCCAACAAAUUUAAUUUUACAACAUGUGGCAUUUUUUGAUACAAUUGUAUUAAUAUCAUACAAUAUAUUUUCAUUAUAUUUUUAUAUAAUUCAUGAUCCAAAUCCAUUUGUUGGUCAAUCAAUAUUCUGGCCACGUUUUGCAAUCAUUCAUUCUAAUAUUGGUUUAACAGCACAUACAAUUGCAUUAUGGUUAACUUGUCUUCUUGCUAUUAUUCGAUAUGUAAUUAUAUCAAAACCAAAACAAAUUUCAGUUAAUUCAACUCAUGUAACAAUUCUUAUUUGGAUUGUUGUAUUUACAAUAUGUUUAUUAAUGAUACCAAAUUAUUUAUCAUGGAGUGUUGUUACUCAUCCUGCACAUCAAUAUUAUCCUCAUGUAUAUAGUGAAAAUUCAACUGAAAUUAUCCAUUGGGUUAGUGCAGUAACAGGUGGACGAUUAGAAAAAAUGUCAUUUGCUAUAUUAGCAUUAUGUUUUAAAAUAAUACCAGUCUUUAUUUUAAUUGUAUUCAGUAUAUUAUUAAUAUUAAAUAUUCGUCAUGCACGUCGAUUACAUGAACGUCUUAGUCGACGUUAUCCGAGUGUAUCAUCAUCUUCAUCACGUUUAAAACGUGAAUUACGUACAACAACAAUGCUUGUAUUUAUAACAUUAUUUACUGUAUUGGUUGAAUUUCCUCAAGGUCUUUUUUUAAUUGCUGCUUGUAUUGAUAAACAUUUUUUUAAAUUAUAUUCACAAUUGGGUGAUCUAUGGGAUAUAACAUCGAUUGGUUCAUCAUUUAUCACAUUUAUUAUGUAUUGUUUAAUGUCUCAACAAUUUCGUAUCGAAAUGUAUCAAAUUAUUUUACCUAAAUGUUUUACUAAAAAUAUUAAUCAAUUAAAUACAAAAAAUAAUCAAUCAAGUAUUAGUAUUACUUUAAAACAAAAAGGAACAGGAACAAAUACGAUGUUACUAACACAAGUUCCUACACCAAUACCAGAAGAUUUAUAG